AACUGGUGAAAGCUGAGGCAGAGUACUGCUGAGGAUUGUGACGCGAGCGCAAGGGGAGCACCAUCCAAACACGUUUGUGAUACCAGAAAGAAACCCAGGCAUCCGAGGGACAGGCUGAUGGGCCAUCUGCAGUGAGAGGUGAUCUGUGGCUGCCGCUAUUGUCUUGCUGGGGCUGAGAAGCAAGUAGGAUGCCACAUACUGACCCUCCUGUCCAGCUGAGCCAAUGUCCCAGUCUCUGCUGCCUGGCCAAGGCUGCAUGACGAGACAGUUCCGCUUUGGCCUGGCCUUUCCUUAACACCUUAUGGACGGUUAAGACAGAAGACAUCAAGCAGGAUCAAACCCAAUAUACUUUAGUCCGGCUGGCCUGAGCGACUGACCCAUCCGUCCACGAGUCACCAUGAACUACCUACGCAGGCGUCUGUCCGACAGCAGCUUCGUCGCUAACCUCCCCAAUGGUUACAUGAUGGACCUGCAGAGUGGGCCUCGCACCACACCGCCCUCCACCUCCAAUCCGGCCUCCCCAGCCACGGAAAGGCGAACGCCCCCCAGCCUGCCACCACAGGCCCCUGCUCCUGUUCUGGCCCCGGCCCCGGCCCCAUGCCCUGCUCCGAGCCCGGCCCCUUCUUCUGGGGGCUUCCUCAGUUCCUUCUCCAGUGUGGUGAAGACCGCCCAGUUGGCGCAGAACGCUGCGGCUGCGGCCAAGGCUUCUGCAGCGGCGGCGUCAGAAGCUGCCCAAGCGGCACCGGCCAAGCCUGUCAUACGCAAGCCCAAGAUUCUACUGGUCAUCGAUGACCCGCUCACAGACUGGGCCAAGUAUUUCAGAGGGAAGAAGCUGAACGGGGAGUAUGACAUCCGCGUGGAGCAGGCUGAGUUCUCUGAGAUCAACCUAGCCUCCUAUGUCAACACUGGGUGUAUGGUCGACAUGCAGGCCACAAGAGGAGGAACCAAAGUGGUCAGAUCAUUCAAGCCAGACUUUGUCCUCAUUCGCCAGCAUGCCUACAGCAUGACUCCGGGCGAAGACUUCAGGAGCCUAGUGAUUGGACUUCAGUUCGGGGGUGUCUCCAGCAUCAACUCCCUGCUCUCCAUCUACAACUUCUGCAGCAAACCCUGGGUGUUCUCCCACAUGAUUAAGCUCUACCAUUCCCUGGGUCCAGAGAAGUUCCCAUUGAACGAACAGACCUUCUAUCCCAACCACACACAGAUGAUGACAACACCAACAUUCCCUGUGGUGGUCAAGAUGGGCCACGCCCAUGCCGGCAUUGGCAAGAUCAAAGUGGAGAACGAACUCGACUUCCAGGACAUCACUAGUGUGGUGGCGUUGGCCAGAACCUAUGCCACCUCGGAGCCCUACGUCCUGUCCAAGUACGACAUCCGGAUCCAGAAGAUUGGCAACAACUACAAGGCCUACAUGAGAACGUCCAUCUCCGGCAACUGGAAGGCUAACACAGGCUCCGCCAUGUUGGAGCAGAUCGCAAUGACUGACAGAUAUCGUCUGUGGGUGGACUCCUGUUCUGAAAUGUUUGGGGGCCUUGAUAUCUGUGCUGUGAAAGCCGUCCAUGGAAAGGAUGGCAAUGACUACAUUAUCGAGGUGAUGGACAGUUCCAUGCCUCUGAUUGGUGAGCACGUGGAGGAGGACAGGCAGCUGAUCACUGAACUCGUAAUUAGUAAGAUGUGCAGUGUGCUGCUCGGUAUCAACGCGCCACAGCCCAGCUCUGUCAAGCCACAGAUGACCCAGCCAAGAAGGGCCCAAGGUGGGCAUCGCUCAGCCUCUGGUUCUCCCUCCCAGUCAGCCCAGGGCUCUCCUCAGCGAGCCCGCUCAGCUAACACCUCUCCCAGCCAGGCCUUCCAGCCCGGACCCAUCCCACCUCCCACCGCCACCGGCCCCGGCUCCCAGAAACAGUCUCCUCAACUGAACAAAUCCCAGUCGCUAACCAACACCUUUACUGAGACCCUGAAAGGGAAUGCCACGGACGACGAGGCCAAGGCAGAAACCAUCCGCAGUCUCCGGCAGUCCUUCGCCAGCCUCUUCUCCGAUUAACGCCAACAGACUCCUCCCACCCAUCAACCCUGCAGAAGAGCUCCGAGAUGCCAUCAUGUUCCAGAGUGUUCCCAGUCAACUGACAGAGCAGAGGUUUCCUGUCUGCUACUUCCUAGUUCCUGGUUUUAACCAUUUAAGGCAGGUGGAGAGGAUCUACGUCUCUGAAUAGUUCAUGAAAAUAAAAGAAUAGACAAUAGUUAAUCUUGUAUUUAUUGGUUGGUGUAGUUUAGAUGUCUUUCUGCAUUUCACUGUAUUUUUCUUUAUCAGAUUGUCAUCGGAUUGGGACAUGUUUGUUUUAAUCAAAUUCAAAGCGAUAUUUAGCUUUUUCUGAGAUGAAGGCACUAUCACAGGAUUUGGAAAGGAAAAAUAAAAGCAUUAGAGCUAGGUUCACCAGCAUUGCUUAGCAUCUCACCAGUCUCAUUUUAUAGAAAUACUAUUGCCAUGUCUUGUAGACACAUACAAGUUGAUUGGCUUAUUCAUUAACUAUAAUAUGAUUUUGCCUCUGCCUUUGACUACCAAAGAAUUUUAAAUAAAAAAUUCCUUGAGUUAGAUCAAAAUAUGUAGGCCAUAUAUACAGUAAAUAUUCUGUCAAUUUGCAAUUUUACAAGGCAGAAAUAUAAUUCAAAGUCUUCCAUCACAGACAAUUCUUCUCUAAGUUCUUAGCAUUUAUAAACUAUCUAAUGUAAAUAACGCUAUGAACAUUUGUUUUUAUAUUGGCCAUUUGUAUCAGUACUUUUCCUUGUGUUUUGAAGGGUACAAAUGUACUGUAAGACAUAAGUGCUGACAUAUUUGCUUCAAUUGUUAAAUGUAAGAUCGGUUUACCUUUAAUUCUGUACAUUCUAUAUACAGUAAGGUUGCAAAUAGUCCUGUGUAAAUUACAUUUCUUUUAAAGCCUUGAAAUUGAAAGACGUUUUGGAGCAUUAUCAAUCUUAGACAUGAUUUGCAAUGGGUUUUAAUGCCGCUAACUUACAACCACUUCAGGAAAUGAGGUCUUCCUUGUAACCCUCUGUAACACUCAGCAAAGACAUAUUAACAGAUUCUAUCUAUGGUAGUGAUAGUUUCUGAUGUUAGCUUAGUGUUAGCAUAUUAUCUCCCCCAUAUUGCCUUCAGUUAUAUCAUAGUGGAGAAGAUAAGACUGGUCACAUGACUCGCUAGUUUGUGCUUCUGACUGAAGUGCAAACAUUUUACUUCUCUAGACCCGAAUGGAUUUUCUGAUUAUGGUUGGAAUUUCUGACUGAUAUGAAAAAAGGGCAGUUCAACUUAAUGGAAUGAAUAUUGUCCAAAACUUGUUUUGUGAUUGCACUUCAAGUUGCACUAUCAGCAAUAUGUGUGUAGUUAAAGUAGAGAAAUGCAUUUCUUAAAGCAGUUAAAACCGUUAAUAUGUUGGUCUUUUUAAAUUUCAAACCAUGGGCUUAUGCCAUUUAUAGUAAGGUACGUGAUUUUGCAAAAAACUAAAGAAAUCGGUACCUUUUAGACUGUGUCAAAUGGACCAAAUUAUUUGUUUAUAUUGUAAAACCUGUGAGUUUAAAUUAUUUUGUCUCUGUUGUUAAAUGUGAAAUACUUACAAAAUUACAGAAUAUUAUGAAAAGCCAUAACAAAGUCAUGAUUCAAUGUACAGUCUGUUUUAUUUUAUUUUUUGACAGUAUGGCCUUGGUGUUACAGAUCUCUCAAACUCUGUACUUGAUAUCUCUGUGAGUGUUGCUUAUGCUAGAGCCUGUAAGGUCAAAUAUGGGGUGCGGUGUGAUGCUAGAAGCUUGUGAAUGCCACACAUUUUCAUAUAUUCAUAUUUAUUUACUAAUUAUAUUUAUUUUAUUUUUUUUGCAAUUUCAGUAAGCAAAUAAUGUACAAUAACGUCCUGAAAACAUUCAGAAUUGAGUGGUGACAAGUUCAUCUAGUAACUACCUCAAUUCCAGCAGGUUGUCCGCUAAUAGUAGUUACAAUGAAUUAAGAUCAACAAAUUAUAUAUAUAAUUUGAGAUAAUCUGUAUGUCUGAUUGUAAUCUAACAUUGUAAUAUUGUAAUCCUAACAUUCAUACUGAAAAAUUUGAUGUACUGUAAAUAUGUAUGUACUGUACUUUCCAACUAAGUAUUUCCUGUGAGUAAAAAGGCAAUACACCCACUUCAGUCUUAUCUGUUAUCAAUACCUGAGUCAAUAAAGCAUGACAUGACUUUCAUAUCAUGACUUAUGGUACAUUUACAUUUAAUUGCAAUGGCUCAUUAAUGGCAUAAGCCCUUAUAAUGUGUGUGUUUGUCAAAGUGUGCCCAAUGCCAUUCAACUGAUGCUCAGAACACUGCUGAACAGCCUCUCAGGGCAUUGGCCAAUCAGCCUAAAGUGUGGUAUAGUUUUUCACUGAGUGUUAGCCGGGUGGCAUUGUGUGAAAUCGUGUGUAUUAUUGAUGCAAGUGUGGCAUGAAAACUGACCCCGUGUGUGCCUCUGGUGUAACAAUGUUGUCAUGUUAAUUGUAAUUGUCUGGCUGCUUAUAAUAUCUGAAGUGUGAUGCAUUAUGUUACUGUAAUUAAUGUGAGUCAUUUAGUUCUAGCCAUUUUAACAUUGUCUUAUUUCCAUUUUUUAUUUAAUCAAAAUGAUGUUAUUAAAAGUGACAUUUUGUAUUACA
Molecule: messenger RNA, 4652 nt
Organism: Esox lucius (northern pike)
Lineage: Eukaryota; Metazoa; Chordata; Actinopteri; Esociformes; Esocidae
Product: synapsin-3
Exons: 15
Coding region: 398-2038 (546 amino acids)
Biological process (GO): neurotransmitter secretion
Cellular component (GO): synaptic vesicle membrane; synaptic vesicle
Molecular function (GO): ATP binding
Source: RefSeq, a predicted model, not a curated record